AUGCCCCACAACCUCUACCUGCACAGCGCCCUCGUGCAGACGCGCCGCCUGCGCGCGCCAGACGACGCGCACCGUCGGGAGGCGCUCGCUUACUUUGGCCUCGAGUCGGCGCUGUCCCUGGCGGUGUCUGUGCUCAUCAACACCUGCGUCGUGUGCGUGUUUGCUGCCGGGUACUUUGGCAAGCCCGGCCUGGAUGACAUUGGGCUCGAGAACGCGGGGCAGUACCUGGGGGCGACGUACGGCGCGGGCAUCGUCGUGAUCUGGGCGCUGGGCCUGCUGGCUGCGGGCCAGAGCAGCACCAUGACGGGCUGCUACACCGGCCAAUUCGUGAUGGACGGAUUCCUCGCUUUCAAGGUGUCCGCGUGGGUGCGCAUCCUGGUGACGCGGCUGGUGGCGCUGGUGCCCACCCUGGCGGUCGCCUUCAUCAGCGGCGGCGGCGCGGGCAGCACCUCCCUAGAUCAACUCAACCAGAUCCUGAAUCUCCUGCAGAGCGUGCAGCUGCCAUUUGCGUGA
Molecule: messenger RNA, 513 nt
Organism: Monoraphidium neglectum
Lineage: Eukaryota; Viridiplantae; Chlorophyta; Chlorophyceae; Sphaeropleales; Selenastraceae
Product: natural resistance-associated macrophage protein
Exons: 4
Coding region: 1-513 (170 amino acids)
Biological process (GO): metal ion transport
Cellular component (GO): membrane
Molecular function (GO): cadmium ion transmembrane transporter activity; manganese ion transmembrane transporter activity
Source: RefSeq, a predicted model, not a curated record